Molecule: messenger RNA, 498 nt
Organism: Aspergillus tubingensis
Lineage: Eukaryota; Fungi; Ascomycota; Eurotiomycetes; Eurotiales; Aspergillaceae
Exons: 2
Coding region: 1-498 (165 amino acids)
Source: RefSeq, a predicted model, not a curated record
AUGACUAAGCCUAAUCCCAACGACACUAUCGUGUUCCUCUACAUGUGCCUCCUGUAUUCUGACUUCAGAGUUGUCGACUGGAAGGCUCUCAGCGAGGCCACCAACCUCAACAAUGGGGCCGCUCGCAUGCGUUACCACCGUCUGAAGAAGAACCUUGAUGCCAUCAUCAAGAAUGGCAAAUAUGACUUGAGCAUCGGUUCCGCCACCACCCCAACCAAGAAGCAUGCCUUGGAUAUGAUCACUGCUACCGACAAAGAAAGCAGUGUUGAGCCUACCAGCCCCAUCAUCGAACACUCUGCUGGAGUCGUUAGCAUCGCCAGUCUCCUUAACCCGGCAUCCCCCAAGCGCAAGAUGGCGGAUGAGGUUGAUGAUGACUCCGAAGCCUCGACCAUCAUCGAUAACAGCUUCCGCUUCAUGCCCAUCUACGCUCCUGUUACGCGUUCCCCCAGCUCUCAGGGUCUGAUGCCAGCCGCGAAGAAGGCUAAGAAGGAGGAGUGA